Messenger RNA from Symbiodinium natans, 1572 nucleotides. Lineage: Eukaryota; Dinophyceae; Suessiales; Symbiodiniaceae. The record is from the annotation of a GenBank genome assembly.
AUGAGGGCUGCUGGGUUGUUUCCUUCAUUCCAUGCAGCUUUCGUACUGCUGAUUCCAGCUUUAGCUGAAUCCGGCGUGCGUGUGGACCCGGCCACCCAGAGCUUUGUAGACUCCGCGGGGCGGAGUGUGCUCUUCCACGGCAUAAAUGUGGUUGGCAAGAACUCGCGCAAGGAGCAGGAGCUGUCUGAUAAGCAGAUGGAUGUCAUGAAGGACCUAGGUUUCAAUGUGGCGCGCGUCGGUUUGAGUUGGGAUUUGUAUGAGACGAAGCCUGGCAACUUCGACGAGACCUACCUGGACUUUGUGGAAGCACAGGUGAACGCACUGGGAAGCCGAGGCAUUCUCUCGUUCCUGGACAUGCACCAGGACCUCUUGGCUGCACAGUACUGUGGGCACGGACUACCGGAGUGGCACAUGUGGCCAUCUGAUUCAGAGGAUUUCCACAGAGAUGGGCGAUGGGCGUUUCCCAAGCCUGUGGCUGAGCCAAAGUAUGGCCCUGAUGAUCCCUACUCUGGUGCCUUUGGUCGGAUCAGCAACUGUGAUGAAGCGCAAUCUGGUAAGAUUGGCUGGGCAGGGAUCUACAUGACUCGCGCCCUUUCCAAUGCAGCCCAAAACCUGUACAACAAUGCAUCUGGGAGGCUUGACGCCUUCGCCGACUUCUGGCGCAAGGUUGCUCGAAGAUUCCGGGGCAACCAGUAUGUCCUAGCCUACGAGCUGAUCAAUGAGCCUUGGCUGGGUGAUGUCUAUGCAGAUCCGACUCUCCUGGUACCUUCCCGUGCUGACAAAGUGCUUCUGGCGCCUUUCUAUGAAAAGCUGCACGCUGCGAUUCGCGCGGUGGACAACGAGACCAUCAUCUUCUUCGAGCCCGCGACUGGAGGCAACAUCUUUGACACUACGCACUACGGUGCAGACACCACUCCGGGCGGGGCUGGGUACCGACACAAGACGGCCCUGAGUUAUCACAUCUACUGCCCCUGGGUGCAGACAGACAUGCCCGGCACAUCGUCCUCUGCUCUGAAGGAAAAGGUUUGUGAAAAGUUCAACGGCUGGCAGUUUGGCAUCAGAGCAGCGGACGUCAAGCGCUUGAAGGUGGCAGCUAUCCUCAGUGAGUUUGGAGCCGUCAAUGCAAGCGACCCGUUGAUGCAGAAGUUGCUGGACUUCUCCAUGGAUUCCAUGGACUCCAAUCUACACUCCUGGACCUACUGGUACAUGCACCCCAGGGAGGAUGGCAAGAACCCUGAAGCGCCAGUCUUGGCAAGAACUUUCGCCAGACGUGUAGCAGGGGCGAUCAAGAGCAUGCACUUUGACAUGGCCUCGGGGAACUUCAGUCUUGAGUAUGCUGCGGAUCCCUCCAUCUCAGCACACACAGAGAUUUUUGCUAGCCUCCAGCACCACUACCCACAUGGGCUGGACUACUCCCUGGAGCCUCCGUCGGCAGGGAAGGUGCGCCAGGCUGGAAGUCUCCUAUGGAUCGAACACUCAGCAGACCUCCAGAAGCAGACUGAGGUGACCUUCAGGCUGUGGCAGAAGGCGCCGGAGAGCGUCCACUGGGAGCCGAUGCUGCUGAGUGUGUAG